This is a messenger RNA of Drosophila busckii, 2584 nucleotides long. RefSeq names its product trifunctional enzyme subunit alpha, mitochondrial (gene Mtpalpha). The record is from RefSeq and is a predicted model, not a curated record. Gene Ontology annotation, biological process: fatty acid beta-oxidation. Lineage: Eukaryota; Metazoa; Arthropoda; Insecta; Diptera; Drosophilidae. Gene Ontology annotation, cellular component: mitochondrial fatty acid beta-oxidation multienzyme complex; mitochondrion. Gene Ontology annotation, molecular function: long-chain (3S)-3-hydroxyacyl-CoA dehydrogenase (NAD+) activity; NAD+ binding; enoyl-CoA hydratase activity. The transcript is spliced from 4 exons.
ACAGUAAAACUUUGAAUAUAUUAUUAAUUUUUACUACUUAGCACAGAAAGUGCAUUUGUUAAUCAUUAGGUGUAAAGUGUUAUAACGUUAUAACGAACAUAUCGAAUAAAACGCUGCGCUAUGUCGGCAGUGAGAUUUCUGAGUGCAAUUGGCCAAGUUUCGCGACAGCAAAUGCUGCAGAACAAAUGCGCUAGAGCCUAUCCCGGUGCAGCGCAGCUACAGCGUCGUCUAAUGUCCGCAAAUCCUCAGCCGGCGGUCGCCGCCUCGGCUUCCAGUGCCAAUAAGCAUUUGCACACCAAAGUGGUCAAUGGCGUGCUGGUCAUCAAGUUUGAUUCACCCAAUGCCAAAGUCAACUCGCUGGGUAAUGAGGUAAGCAAUGAAUUCGAGCGCGUCAUUAAGGAUCUGGAGACAAAUCCUGCUGUGAACUCAGCUGUUCUCAUAUCGGGCAAGCCUGGUUGCUUUGUUGCUGGCGCUGACAUUGGCAUGCUGGAGGCUUGUCAGACAGCGGAGGAAGCUACGCUUAUUUCCCAUGGCGCCCAAAUCAUGUUUGAGCGCAUGGAACGCAGCCGCAAGCCGAUUGUGGCCGCCAUCAGUGGCGUCUGUCUGGGCGGUGGUCUGGAGCUGGCGCUAGCUUGCCACUAUCGCAUUGCCACCAAGGAUAACAAAACUAAGCUUGGCUUACCUGAGGUGAUGCUCGGUCUGCUGCCAGGCGGUGGCGGCACUGUGCGUCUGCCCAAGCUAACUUCAGUGCCCACUGCGUUGGAUAUGGAGCUGACGGGAAAGCAAGUGCGUGCCGAUCGCGCCAAGCGCUUGGGCAUUGUGGAUUUGUUAGUUGACCCUAUUGGACCUGGUCUAGCGCCUGCAGAACAAAAUACCAUGGAGUACUUGGAGAAGACUGCCGUGCAGGUGGCCAAGGACAUAGCCAGCGGCAAAAUGCGCAUAAACCGCGAGAAAUCCGGUCUGGUUAAUAAGCUGCAAUCGCUUAUUAUGGACACUGAGUUUGUUAAGAACAAAAUCUUUGAUACAGCACGCAAGCAGGUGAUGAGGGCUUCUGGUGGUCUCUAUCCUGCGCCCUUGAAGAUACUCGAAGUCAUGCGGGCUGGUGUGGAUAAGGGCUCCGAAGCUGGUUAUGAGGCGGAGCGCAAGGGCUUUGGCGAGCUGUCAGCCACACCUGAGUCCAAGGGUCUCAUGGCGCUCUUCCGCGGUCAAACUGAGUGCAAGAAGAAUCGUUUUGGCAAGCCAGCGCGUCCAGUCAAGACUGUUGGUGUGCUCGGCGCUGGGCUCAUGGGUGCCGGCAUUGUUCAAGUCUCUGUCGACAAGGGCUACGAGGUGGUCAUGAAGGACGCCACUGAUGCUGGUCUGGCACGCGGCAUUGGCCAGGUGCAGAAGGGUCUGGAGACUGCGCUCAAGCGCAAGCGCAUUACAACUCUCGAACGUGAUCUAACCUUGUCUCAUCUGCGUCCCACACUUAACUACAACGACUUCAAGUCGGCAGACAUCGUCAUCGAAGCUGUCUUUGAGGACAUUAAUAUUAAGCAUCGUGUCAUCAAGGAACUGGAGGCUGUGGUGCCAGAGCAUUGUGUUAUUGCCACCAAUACCAGCGCUAUACCUAUUACCAAAAUUGCUGCGGGCAGCUCGCGUCCCGAUAAGGUUGUGGGCAUGCAUUACUUCUCGCCUGUGGACAAAAUGCAGCUGUUGGAGAUUAUUACACAUCCAGGCACGUCCAAGGACACCAUUGCUCAGGCUGUGGCUGUGGGUCUAAAGCAAGGCAAGGUUGUCAUCACCGUAGGUGAUGGUCCUGGCUUCUAUACCACGCGUAUUCUGGCCACCAUGUUGUCCUGAGUCUAUAUAAGGUUGCUGCAAGAAGGCGUGGAUGCUAAAGAGCUGGAUUCGCUGACCAAGAAGUUCGGUUUCCCUGUAGGCGCUGCCACUUUGGCUGAUGAGGUGGGCAUUGAUGUGGGCGCGCAUAUUGCUGUGGAUCUUGCCAAGUCAUUUGGCGAUCGCUUCAGUGGUGGCAAUCUGCAGGUCAUGCAAGAUUUGGUCAUGGCUGGCUUCCUGGGUCGCAAGUCCGGCAAGGGUAUUUUCCUUUACGACGGCCAGAGCAAGGGCAGCCGUCCAAUCAACACAGAUGCUGUAGAGAUUGUAAAGCAAAAGUAUGCACUUGUUUCCAAGGGUGCCAAUGCACCAGAGGAUCUGACGCUGCGCAUGGUGUCUCGUUUUGUCAACGAGGCCGUGCUGUGCCUGGAGGAGAAGAUUUUGGACAGCCCGCUGGAGGGUGAUGUGGGUGCUGUUUUCGGACUAGGCUUUCCACCAUUCACUGGCGGUCCUUUCCGCUGGGUGGAUCUGUAUGGCGCUGGCAAGCUGGUCAGCAAAAUGCAAUCGUAUGCUGAGCUCUAUGGCGCACCCUUCAAGCCUGCACAAACACUGCUGGACAUGGCCAAGGAUCCAAGCAAGAAAUUCUAUCCCAAGACUGGUGCCUCAAAGUUGUAAACAACAUUUAGCUUUAUAGUCAAUUAAUUACCCCUCCUGCAUUUGUCUGCUGCAUAACGAUAUUGAAUUUAACAUUUUAAAGAUUAAAAGAAAA